Hypoxylon fragiforme is the source of this 832-nucleotide messenger RNA. RefSeq names its product ribosomal protein S1. Gene Ontology annotation, molecular function: structural constituent of ribosome; RNA binding. The transcript has 2 exons. Gene Ontology annotation, biological process: translation. Gene Ontology annotation, cellular component: cytosolic small ribosomal subunit; ribosome. Bases 234 to 587 code for a protein of 117 amino acids. The record is from RefSeq and is a predicted model, not a curated record. NCBI's taxonomy places the organism in Eukaryota, Fungi, Ascomycota, Sordariomycetes, Xylariales, Hypoxylaceae.
GUAACUUAGCCCUUAUCCGAGCCCACACUAACAAUCUGAGAAUUGCAACAGAGCUCCAUUAUUUUUUUUCUCUAAAAGUAAUAAUCGCGAACUUUUUUUCCCCUCCACCCACAAACCACCACUACCACCACCAAACACCACCUUCAUCACUUUGCCGAAACGUGCCAACCGUUCGAGUCGUGAAGGAAUAAUCACAACCCCAAACCCCAACCAAAAAAAAAAAUCCAUCCAAGAUGUCGUACAACAAGCCCGACAAGGAGUACGCCGGCGAGCAGGCCAAGACGCACAAGAUCCGCAUCACGCUCACCUCCAAGAAGGUCGCCUCCCUCGAGAAGGUCUGCAGCGAGCUCAUCGAGCGCGCCAAGAGCAAGGACCUCCGCGUCAAGGGCCCCGUCCGCCUCCCGACCAAGACCCUCAAGGUCACCACCCGCAAGACCCCUUGCGGUGAGGGUUCCAAGACCUGGGACUGCUACGAGCUGCGCAUCCACAAGCGCCUCAUCGAUCUUAACGCGCCUACCGAGACCGUCAAGCAAAUCAUCGUUAACAUCGAGGCCGGUGUCGAGGUCGAAGUCACCAUCGCUGCCUAAGUUUGGGAUAUGAGCAUGGCUAUGGUUACGACUAUGGCUGUACAUGUGGGAGGUUUGGGAGGCGGUGGGCAUGGAAAAGACCGAAGAGGUUUACAGAUACCCGUUUCCGCCACUCAAGCCGCUCCUAUCUGGAUGGCUGCCUCCAGUAUUGGAGAUGCAGAAGCUGUUUACACCAGCUGAAUACAAAGAAAUUAUAAGUCGAUUUGCAAAGUAACCUUGAAAGCAACCCAUCAUAUUCUUGACAU